CCAUCUCCAGCCAUGUCUGACGAGGCGUCGGCCACCACUUCGUACGAGAAGUUUCUGACCCCUGAGGAACCCUUCCCGCUUCUGGGACCCCCUCGCGGGGUGGGCACCUGCCCGAGCGAGGAGCCGGGCUGCCUGGACAUCAGUGACUUCGGCUGCCAGCUGUCCUCUUGCCAUCGUACCGACCCGCUCCUCCGCUUCCACACUAACAGGUGGAACUUAACUUCUUGUGGAACAAGUGUUGCCAGCUCAGAAUGCAGUGAGGAGCUGUUUUCAUCAGUUUCUGUUGGAGAUCAAGAUGAUUGCUAUUCCCUGUUAGAUGAUCAAGACUUCACUUCUUUUGAUUUAUUUCCUGAGGGGAGUGUCUGCAGUGAUGUCUCUUCUUCUAUUAGCACAUACUGGGAUUGGUCAGACAGUGAGUUUGAAUGGCAG
This is a messenger RNA of Myotis davidii, 429 nucleotides long. Its product is annotated as protein FAM199X. The annotation marks the transcript as partial. The transcript has 2 exons. Lineage: Eukaryota; Metazoa; Chordata; Mammalia; Chiroptera; Vespertilionidae. The record is from RefSeq and is a predicted model, not a curated record.